This is a messenger RNA of Gracilinanus agilis (Agile Gracile Mouse Opossum), 1992 nucleotides long. It is a transcript of the gene DEPDC1B, whose product is annotated as DEP domain containing 1B. NCBI's taxonomy places the organism in Eukaryota, Metazoa, Chordata, Mammalia, Didelphimorphia, Didelphidae. The record is from RefSeq and is a predicted model, not a curated record. Gene Ontology annotation, biological process: positive regulation of Wnt signaling pathway; intracellular signal transduction.
AUGAUUCUCCAAAGAGUGACAGAACUUGGACGUCUUUCAUACCCUCUGGAGAACUUGGUACAGCAAAUAUGCAUAGACAGACUGCAAGCAGGCUGCAAAGAGGCUGUAGCCAUCAGCAGGGGGUAUCAUGGAGUGGUCAGCUACAAAGAAUACAAAAAGAAAGUGUCAAACCAAGAACUGGGCUUCCUGAAAGAGGGCUUUAAUACAAUGGGGGAAGCUACUAAGACAACUAAGGUGCCUGUAGCUCAAUUUACUGGUUGUAGGAGUGGGGCUGACUACGUCCUCGGGCGGGUGGAAGAAGCUAGCAAGAGCGAGAGCUGGUUCUCGUCACGUGCCUUCUCAAGGCACCCAAUCAGAAAACGGAGCCUAUCCAGGCCCGCAAUUCAAACUGUUGCCAUUGACCCCUUCAAGCCAGGUUUGGAAUCUCCAGGGGGUAGCAUCCCCCGCGAGUGCCUUGGGGCGCAGCGAGGCGUCACUGGAGGGGGCCAGGGGAGCAUGGAGCACCGAAUAAUUGGACCCGGGCCUUACCGCGCGACUAAGCUGACCCCACUGGCCCUGAUUGGGCUGGAGGCUGGAUGGGCUGCUGCUGGUACCUGUUUUUUAAUUGAUGGCCGAGGAAAGAACGAAAAGGCUUGGAGUUUGGCCAGCUUGGUGCAGGGCUGCAUGAGCCUCCAGCUGUUAGCUUUCCAGAUAAAAGAAUGGAAUGAAACAAUUGAGCUUUUUCGUGGUAACAUGCCAUUACGGAAACACAGAAGUCAUUUCAAAAGUUAUGAACGUUGUUUCACAGCCUCGGAAGCUGUAGAUUGGUUACAUAUCCUGCUCAGGAACAGCCAGAACUUCGGCCCAGAAGUGACUCGCAAGCAGACCGUACAGUUGCUCAAAAAGUUCCUGAAGAAUCAUGUUAUUGAGGACAUCAAGGGAAGAUGGGGUCAGGAAGACUUUGAAGACAACCGACAUCUCUACAGGUACUCAUCUCCUUUCGAGCUAAUGCCCCUAAAGACAAGCGUUACAGUUGAAGCAGCCCCCUUCAAAUCAUUUUGUUUGAUGGCAGCACAGUCCACAGGAAUCCAGGUAGAUGAAGCUUUUGGACUCCUCAAAAUAAUGGCUUUAAAAGAACUUCCUCAUUGGGUACUGUCAGCUAUGAAAUGUUUAGCAAAUUGGCCUAGUUGUUCAGACUUGAAGCAGCCUAUGUAUUCAGGGUUUGAAAAAGAUGUCUUUAAAACUAUAGCAGAUUAUUAUGGUCACUUGAAGGAACCUCUGCUCACAUUUCAGCUUUUUGAUGCUUUUGUCAGUGUACUUGGUUUGUUACAGAAAGAGAAAAUUGCUAUUGAAGCAUUUCAGAUUUGCUGUCUCCUCCUGCCUCCUGAAAAUCGGAGAAAGUUACAGCUGUUGAUUAGGAUGAUGGUGAAGAUCUGCUUAAACAAGGAGAUGCCACCACUCUGUGAUGGCCUUGGCACCCGUACUCUGAUGGUUCAGACAUUUUCACGUUGCAUCCUGUGCUCCAAGGACGAAGUCGAUUUGGAUGAACUAUUAGCUGCCCGGCUGGUGACAUUUCUGAUGGACAAUCACCAGGAGAUCUUGCAAGCUCCCUCUUCCUUGCAGAAUUCGAUAGAGGAGCGAGUGGCCCAUCUACGAAGGGUCCAGAUAAAAUACCCAGGAGCAGAUACUGAUGCUACGCUGUCUGCCCCACCAUUUUGUCGUCAGAUUAGUCCAGAAGAAUUUGAAUACCAAAGAGUGUGUGGCUCCCAAGAACCCCUGGCAAAGUUGUUGGAGGAAAUUAUCAUGGAUUCCAAACUGUCAGUUAAGGAUAAAAAGAAAAAACUGAAGCAGUUUCAGAAAUCCUAUCCUGAAGUCUACCAGGAACGAUUUCCCACACCAGAGAGUGAAGCAUUGAUUUUUCCAGAAAAAUCAAAGCCGAAACCACAGCUGCUGAUGUGGGCACUGAAAAAACCUUUCCAGCCUUUUCAAAGAACUAGAAGUUUUCGGAUGUAA